AUGGCGACGCUCGACGACCCAACCUCCUCGGACUCGAGUAGCGGGAGCGCAAUCUACAAUGCCCUCAGAGCGAGCUCUGACACAUCACCAGCCAAUCCCACUCCCACUGAGCAUGUCGACCGUCGAAUGGCAGCCAACGUUGCCAUGUUUUGUUCCAUCUCCUCCGAGGCGCCGUGCCGCCCUCGGCGCAACACAGACUUGCUGCUCGAUAGGCCACCAAAGGUCCAUCUCACUGAUAAGCUUCGAGUCGCGCGGACGGGUGAGGUCGUGGGAUGGUCACUGCCAGACAGGUUUCCUGAUAUUGCUACAAACGACGCUGAUACGAAUGAUAUUGGCAGCGACUAUAUCGGAAGGAAUGACAUUGGGGGAGACACCACUGAGGAUGGCAACGACAGGAAUGGCAUCGGCACGAAGAACGUGAGCGCCUCUGUAAGCGAGACUUCGAAAUCUCAGACUCCUAGGUGGCCAAAGAAUGUCGUAUCCCCCGUGAGCCCUACUCUUCCGGAGUAUCCACCACCUGUUCGAUCACCCACGCCUCCAGGUAUACCGUCGUUUGGCAGCGAAGAAGCUAGGUCAUACGACUUUCGAUUCAAUGCUCGGCCACAAGCGCCUGCCCGUGGCGAAUCGUUGCUGCGGAGACUCUUUCAGCGUGCUCAACCGAAUCCAUCAGGGCCUCAGCGAAACCAACGCCAUCGAAUCUUCGCAGAGGAUGGCACAGCAGUCCUGGGAAGCUUCCCUCAACGCCAGAGCGGCCACGGCGCACACAUGCUAGGUGCAGGGGACCACCCCUUUCAUAACAGAAACCUCUCUCUCGCCCAGUGUGAUGGCCCUGGUGCAGACUGCGAUACAGAGCGCGGCGAGGAACCGUUCACGGAGCCCGACAGCUCCGAAUCUUCUGAUUCCCUUCCAGCGUGGAUCACAGCCGCUAUGGCAGAUAUGGAAGUGGCGCCACCUUCGUCGACAAAACCCAGUCGACCGGAUUCUUACCAGACGUGCGUUUCGAGACCACAAGCCCCAAGCAGACAGGUUGCUGGCGAGGGUCCCGAUGGACCGGCCUGCUUUCUGGGACCAACACAGUCCACCACACCGACCAAUCCACAUGAGACAACAACUAGCGGGGACAGUCGGCCCAAGCAAAGCUGGGGUGAUGUUGCUCGGCGGGUUGGGGCUCUUCUUUUUCGCUGUUGCUACAAGACUGCGGUUGAGCCGGGUCACCAGCCAAACUCAGCAACGCAUGAUACCUAUAUAACUGCGCGAGGUCAAGUUUCGAAUGAGUCUCAACAGCCUCGGCCUGAAGAUCAGGUUGGAACAUGA
Messenger RNA from Aspergillus calidoustus, 1314 nucleotides. The record is from the annotation of a GenBank genome assembly. NCBI's taxonomy places the organism in Eukaryota, Fungi, Ascomycota, Eurotiomycetes, Eurotiales, Aspergillaceae.